GGUAAACUAGCCUCCGCAGUGCUUCCCGACCGGACGAUCCUUCUUCCUCUCCUCGCCCUCCUCAAUGAGCCGAGAUAUAUGGUCCAAUGUCCCCGAAUCGUCUACCGUGCCUACAUUCCACUCCAAGGUGCUGAAAGAUAAGGAAAGGCGCCUGUCAUCUAAAACUGACACUUCCAAGAGCUCCCUGAUCUCCUCACUGGGUCAACUGAAAACUGCUCAGCCCAAGACAGUGCACGUUUUCAACAACCAGACAACGCCGGUGGCCAGCACCAAAAAGAGGCACAAACUAGCGAUCAUGAAGGAAGCCCUACAGACCUUGGAACGAACUAGGCUGGAAACACGGGAGCAGUCGUCACAGAUCUCCCAGGAGUCGUUUGACCUACAGCGAGACAUCCUACUGCAGGCUGGCAGCCAGGACAAAUUGGUCUUUGGAGAUGAAGUGGAAACGUCUCAACCGAAAGCACAGCCCUCUGACGUCUACCCGGUUCUGUGCCAUCCUCAAAACGGGUACAACAAAGGGCGGACAGUUUCGCCGGUAGAAAUCGGUUCCUAUAAAGGGCAGCUUUCAGAAAUAAAAGCCCAGAGGGAUAAUACAACAGACAUAUCUGGGGAUGCAAACACCCCUCCAGUGUGUAUGGUCACCCUUAAAUGUCCCUCCUCGAUUAGAACAGACCUGGUUCUGGCGUCAUACAACAGUUUGGACGCUGUGGAGAGUGGUACCCCGCCAGACAGUGAGCCCUCGAGCCUAGGACCCGAAACUGAUGCCAUGUUCUCAUCCAGUGCAUCUUUACUAGACUCCAAGAAUAUGGCGCAUAUGGAAGAAUACAAUUCGUAUCCUAUACUUCCGAUUGAGGAAACUUCCGUAUGUGCUAAAGACGGUGAGCCAUACCAAGCUGCCUUACUGUUUGUUUCGGAAGACCUUUCCCCGAAAUCGCAUGAAUUACCGUUCGAAAACAAAAGCGAGAAGGAUGAACUUAUUCCCUCAGAGCCAAAGAAAAGGCUCUUGAAGCUGCCCAUGAAGACCCCCGCCAAGAAAAAGAAGUCUGUGGCUGAAACGAACGAUGAUUAUUUAAUUCCUGUUACCGCCAAACGGACGAAUCGCUCGGCGGCUCAUAGACUUCAACCAAGUAGCUCGUGCUCCAAAAGACAGCCCAUGGAAACUGAUAUAUUCGCUGUAUCUCAGGGUGAUUAUAAAAGCGACGGGGAGAUAUUCAACAGUGAUGUUGAACCUGAUGUUUUGGACGAGGAGUUUUACUCCUCGGCGGCGAGACUGGCACAGAGUUCUCUAAAUUGGCACUCCCUGUUGACCACUGAUUACACUGGCUUGGAGUUUAAUGAUCUGGUUAAGGAAAAUGAGAGAAAAGUCGCUAAGACUGGAAACCCCAUUGAAGUUGAUGUACAGAUCGAAGAAUUGCCGGUGGAGAUGGAAUCGUCAUUCGACCAGGCUGCUGAAACCAAAAAGCCCACAAAAAAAGCUACGAAGAAAGCUACGAAGAAAUCUGCGAAGAACGCUGUGAAAAUGAGGGCAGAAAAGACAUUGGGAGAGAAGGUUAGUUCGGCAAGCGAUAAUUCAUUAGAACUGUUAGCUCCUAUUGACCCUAACAAAACUGCAGCUGUCAAGCCUACUCGAGACUCCAACAGAGAUAACAUGACUCUAUAUACAUCUACGGAGAGCGAUUCCAGAAAAGCUACGACCAUAGCUACAGCUCACAUUUUGACGCCGAAGGCGGAUGUGCCUGGGAUAUCUCUUGACAUAAAGCCCACCAUGACCCCCUCCCCUGCUGCGUCAAAUCCACGAACCAAAUCCACCCUAACUAAACCCAAGGCUGCGUCUUUGGCGGAUUUGUGCGCUCAAACUAGUGUCAAGCCAUAUAGGGUGGGGCUAUCCAAAAGGCAGAAAGUGGAGCUGCUCCACCAAAAUCUACGAAAAUGAUUAAUGAGUUAGGUUAAUACUUUAUGUAAUAAAUU
Messenger RNA from Babjeviella inositovora NRRL Y-12698, 1968 nucleotides. RefSeq lists its product as uncharacterized. Lineage: Eukaryota; Fungi; Ascomycota; Pichiomycetes; Serinales. The record is from RefSeq and is a predicted model, not a curated record. The transcript has a single exon. Bases 65 to 1933 code for a protein of 622 amino acids.